AUGAACCAAAUGAAAAUUUUGAGCAAGGUCUUUUGUAGAUAUGAAGUCUUGAAUGCAUCCGUUGUGGCGACUAACCGAUUGAAAUUGGUUUUAUUUUAUGAAGGUGUGUGGACGGAUGGCUUGUGGGUGUUUUCCAUCGGUCUUGAUCGGCGCAUCGGAUGUCGGCUUCUUCGGGAUGAUUGUAAAUUAACCGAGCAAGAUCAUCCGAUCAUUAAUGUUCCAAAUCCGAACCACUAUGAAAUUGUCGUGGCUGGAAGAGGAAUGCAAAUGGUUGAGUUCUCUCGCAUCUUAGGCCAUGGGUGGGAGAGAUACGAGUGA
This is a messenger RNA of Dovyalis caffra, 318 nucleotides long. Lineage: Eukaryota; Viridiplantae; Streptophyta; Magnoliopsida; Malpighiales; Salicaceae. The record is from the annotation of a GenBank genome assembly.